GGCUGGGAAGGAAGACGGGGAUCCUGCAGGACCUGGAGACGCUACAAUCUACCUCUGUCCGUGGAAGAAGGAGAAAAAAAGAGAAAGAAAAAAAAAAGUCCAAACUUUAUCUGCUUUUUUUUCUUUGCUUUUUGUCUUUUAUAACUUAACAUCGUAGCAAAUAGCUGCUCGGAAGUUGGAAACAUAUUUUUUUCCCCCAUUUUUCUUCUUCUAUUCCGAAGCAAAGGGAAAGAAAGGAGCGUGUGGAAAAAGCUUCAGACAAGAGAGAAACAAAGUGCGUUUGUGGCUUGAGUCUCUUUAAAUAUUGGGCUGAAGAGGAUGUUUAAAAGCUAAAAAAACAAUAAUUUCGUGAGUUAAGACGAGUUGUGCGUGGCUGUGGGGACUUGGACGGAUUCUGGCCGCAAACAGCGCGUCAGCAGCAGCUCCGUCAGCCCCGACACACGCGUCUUUUGCCGCGUUCCAUUUAUCCUCGGAAGUGGGGAUUUCCCAGUUCCCAGUUGGAUUUUUCAACUGGAACGCCCCUUCUAAGUGGGAUUUCCCACUGGGAAAGUGGGAGAGUCUUCACCACCCCCGAGUUCAGAUUCCAAGAUGGCUGCCCGCGGUUGUAAACAGUAGAAGAGAGAGCUCUGUAAAAAUUCGUAGCACUUCAUUCUAGUUUUGGUCACACUAAAUCAGUCGUAUACAAGUAUUGUUCGGCAUAUAUAUGCUGCUAUAGUGUAAUUUACAUUUUUCAUGUGGUAUAUGCGAACUACAAUCUUGUUUUCCUACUUUGUAACUGGAACGCUGAUAACUCGGCUGUGACGUCAUUCCCAGUUCCCAGUUCCGACUCCGCUGCAGCUGCAGCUGCAGAGACUGAACACGCUGCUCUCUCUCUCUCCGCCCAUCUUCCGGGAUGUCUUUCAUUUAUUGCUGUUUACCUGUUGGCCCACGCCGCCAAACAAAACCAGCCUCCUGAAGCUGCAACCCCCCGCAGUCUGAAGCGUCCCGUCGGCCCGCAGGAUUACCGGGGCUCGGAAGGAUGUGGCUCCGCUCCCUGGGCUUGGUUUUGGCCGCCGUGUGCGUCGCGAUGAGCGGCCGUGCAGCGACUGGGGAGAUUUGUCCAAGCAAGGACAUCCGCAACAAUGUGACCAACCUGCUGACGCUGGAGAACUGCACCGUGAUCGAAGGACACCUGAAGAUCUUACUCAUGUUCAAGACCAAGCCAGAAGAUUUCCGAGGCCUCAGUUUCCCCAAGUUGACAGUAAUUACGGACUAUCUUUUGCUCUUUCGAGUUUACGGCUUGGAGAGCCUCAGCGAUCUUUUCCCAAACCUAACGCUCGUCAGAGGCAACAACCUGUUCUUCAACUAUGCCCUGGUGGUGUUUGAGAUGCUCCAGCUGCGAGAGCUCGGCCUCCAUAGCUUGAAGAACAUUACCAGAGGAGCAGUGAGACUUGAAAAGAACCCAGAUCUCUGUUAUCUCUCCACUCUGGACUGGUCCAAGAUCCUCGACUCGGUGGAGGACAACUACAUUGUGGCCAACAAGAAUGACAGAGAGUGCGGAGACGUUUGCCCGGGAGCACCCACCGGCAAAACGACCUGCCAAGCAACCACCAUCAACGGACACUUCAACGAGCGCUGCUGGACGCAGCACCACUGUCAGAGAAUGUGUCCCGUUCACUGCAAACAUCGGGCCUGCACUAAAGACGGCCAGUGCUGUCACGAUCGGUGCCUGGGCAGCUGCCUGGAACCAAACUCGUCCAGUCACUGCACGGCCUGCCGGGGCCUCCAGCACGACGGCAGCUGCGUGGAACAGUGCCCUAAAAACUACUUCACCUUCAAGGGCUGGCGCUGCGUCUCCUUCGGCUUCUGCCAGGAUCUGCACAACGGAUGCAAACAGGAGAAAGAGCACAGCAAGAGCACCGACUGCCACGAGUACGUCAUCCACAACGGUGCCUGCAUCCCCGAGUGCCCCUCCGGCUACACCACCAUCAACUCCUCCUCGCUCAUCUGUACUCCCUGCGCAGGUCUCUGUCCCAAGGUGUGUAUGGGCGUGAAAACGGUGGACUCUGUCACUGCUGCUCAGGCGUUGAGAGGCUGCACGGUUCUCAACGGAAGUCUGAUCAUCAACCUGCGAGGAGGAAAUAACAUAGCAGCUGAACUGGAAGCCAGCCUGGGCCAGCUGGAGGAGAUCACUGGCUACCUGACAGUGCGGCGCUCCUACGCCCUCGUCUCCCUCUCGUUUUUUCGCAAACUCCAUGUAAUUCGUGGAGAACAACAAGAUGUCGGAAAUUAUUCCUUCUAUGCGCUGGACAACCAGAACCUGCGGCAGCUCUGGGACUGGUCCAAGCACAAGCUGACCAUACAUCAGGGCCGUUUGUUUUUCCACUACAACUCCAAACUCUGCAUGUCCGAGAUCCGCAAGAUGGAGGAGGUGACGGGAACCAAAGACCGGCAGGUCAAGAACGACAUCGCUUCCAAGACCAACGGAGACCAAGCCUCAUGCGAGAACCACGUUCUGAAGUUCACCCAGAUUCGAACCGUGAGCGAUAAGAUUAUGAUCAAGUGGAAACCCUUCUGGCCUCCGGACUUCAGGGAUCUGCUGGGCUUCAUGGUGCUUUAUAAAGAAGCACCUUUUAAGAACGUAACUGAGUUCGAUGGGCAGGACGCCUGCGGCUCCAACAGCUGGGUGAUUGCAGAUGUGGAGCCUCCGCGUCGAGCCACGGAGGGGGACAAAGAGCAGUCUGAGCCGGGUCAUCUCAUCAUGCCCCUGAAGCCCUGGACUCAGUACGCCAUCAUGGUGAAAACACAGCUCUCCGCCUCCGACGAGCAUCAGGUCCACGGAGCCAAAAGCGAGAUCAUCUACAUCCGCACCAACGCCACAAAACCCUCAGUCCCAAUGGACCCCAUCUCGUCUGCCAACUCUUCCUCUCAGAUCAUCCUCAAGUGGAAACCUCCUAACGACCCCAACGGCAACAUCACCCACUACCUGGUCAUUUAUCAGCGCCAGCCCGAGGCCGCUGAGCUCUACAAGUUUGACUACUGCCAAAAGGGGAUGAAAUUGCCAUCGCGGGUGCCCACUCAGGUGGACAGUGAUGAGGAGCAGAAAUGGAACCAGACGGAGGAGCAGGGCCAGGGAGCCCGAUGCUGCGCCUGUCCAAAAACCGAAAAGGAGCUCAAGAAGGAGAAGGAGGACUCGGAGUACCGCAAAACCUUUGAGAAUUACCUCCACAAUGAAGUGUUUGAGAUCAAACGCUCCAGACAGCGGCGCUCGGUGAUGGGCAUCGCCAACAGGACGCAGCACUUCCUCACGACCGCCCCCAGCCCAGCGGGCGGCACCGGGACCCCCGACAACGAGGACGUGGAGACCUUCGAGAGCACCAAGACCAUGGUCACCGUCCACGCCAAGGAGUACGCCGUCAUCUCGCACCUGCGCCAUUUCACCAGCUACCAGAUUGAGAUCCACGCCUGCAACCACCCGGUUAUCGACGCGCGCUGCAGCAUGGCAACGUACGUCAGCGCCCGCACCCUGCCUGAAGAAAGAGCUGAUGACAUCUUAGGUCCCAUCACUUGUGAUGUGACGGAGAGCACGGUGCACAUAACCUGGCAAGAACCCACAAGCCCCAACGGCAUAAUAAUUCUGUACGAGGUCAACUACAAGAAAGUAGGAGACAGUGAGGAGCUGCAUUACUGUGUGUCACGGAACAUGUACAAAAUGACCCGUGGCUGCAAGCUGAAAGUAAUGCAUCCUGGGAACUACUCCGUGAAGAUCCGGGCCACCUCGCUGGCUGGGAACGGAUCGUGGACCGAGUACACGUACUUCUACGUGAAGGAUGCAAGCGAUCCUCUCUACGUUGUGAAGAUCAUUAUUGGACCAAUUAUCUGCUUUGUGCUGCUGCUGUUUGUGGCCGUGGCCGGAUUCGUCGUGUUCAAGAAGAAUCAAACUCAAGGGCCCAGCGGUCCCAUCUACGCAUCCUCCAAUCCUGAGUACCUCAGUGCUAAUGAUGUGUACGAGGAGGAUGAGUGGGAGGUUCCCCGGGAGAAGAUUAACAUUUUGAGGGAACUGGGACAGGGCUCCUUUGGCAUGGUCUACGAAGGCAUCGCCAAAGACAUUGUUAAGGGCGAAGGAGAAACGCAUGUCGCCGUGAAGACGGUGAACGAGUCGGCCAGCCUGAGAGAGAGAAUCGAGUUCCUGAACGAAGCCUCGGUCAUGAAGGCCUUCAGCUGCCACCACGUGGUGCGUCUGAUGGGAGUUGUUUCAAAGGGCCAGCCCACCCUGGUGGUGAUGGAGCUCAUGACCCACGGGGAUCUGAAGAGCUACCUGCGCUGUCUGCGGCCGGACUCCGAGAACAACCCUGGCCGUCCACCGCCCACUCUGAAGGAGAUGAUUCAAAUGGCUGCUGAGAUUGCAGACGGCAUGGCUUACCUUAACGCCAAGAAGUUCGUCCACAGGGACCUGGCAGCCAGAAACUGCAUGGUAGCACAUGAUCUGACGGUCAAAAUUGGAGACUUCGGCAUGACCAGGGACAUCUACGAGACGGACUACUACAGGAAGGGCGGGAAGGGCCUGCUCCCCGUCAGGUGGAUGGCUCCAGAGUCUCUGAAGGACGGCGUCUUCACUGCACAUUCAGACUGCUGGUCAUUUGGGGUUGUGUUGUGGGAGAUCAGCACGUUGGCCGAGCAGCCGUACCAGGGCCAGUCCAAUGAGCAGGUCCUCAAGUUUGUCAUGGACGGAGGCUACCUGGACCGGCCAGACAACUGUCCCGACAGACUACACAACCUGAUGCAGAUGUGCUGGCAGUACAACCCCAAGAUGCGUCCCACCUUCCAGGAGAUCAUCGAGAUGCUGCGGGAGGACCUGCACCCAUCGUUCCAGGAGCUGUCCUUCUUCUACAGUGAGGAGAACAAGCCCCCGGAGACGGAGGAUUUUGACCUGGACAUGGAAAACAUGGAGAGCAUCCCACUGGAUCCUUCUUCAUACUCCCAGAGGGAGCAGUGUUCGGACAGGGACGAGGCCUCCUCCGUGGGCCUGAGGGGCAGUUACGAGGAGCACCACAUCCCAUUCACACACAUGAACGGAGGAAAGACCAACGGACGAAUACUGGCAUUGCCGCGGUCCAGCCCCUCCUAACACACAAGACAUACACACACAGUGAUUCAAUAGAUACACAUCUAUUUUUGUUUUUUUUGUUGUCAUUUUUAUAUAGAUCACACUUUUAUCACUCUGUCCUCAGAAGCUCCUCAGUGCAUAUCUCAGGACCUUAUUUUUCUCUCCAAAUGCCACAAACACACUACAGUAAGUCCACUCACGGACACCACAAGACAAGUUUUGUAUUUGAGGAGGAAUCUCCUGCGUCUCUGUUGUUAAUGAUUGUAGUUUAUAUACUGUACACAUAUAUAUAUAUAUACAAAUUGCCAAGUUUGUGGUUGUCUAGGUGGAUGUUGGAUUCAACUGUGAAACAAACUCUUGACAAACAAGAAGGCUGCUAAACCCACUGCCCCUACAUGAGUCCAGGCCAUAUCCUCCUCCCCUACUUCAUCAAGAGUUCAUCCUCGGGCUGCUAUAUUUUGGAGAAAAAAAAAAAAAGAAAAAGUGCCCUUCUCUUUUAAUUGUGGCCUACACCAGUUGUCAUGGAACUGUGUCUGAAUCUUUGUAAGCAAGCAGAUGAUGAACUGAGAAAGAGAAACUUGGGGAACUCUGUUGGAUGGUCGGAGCUGGUCCAUCCUCGAACAAACUUUGAUCCGGUGGAGACGCCACUGAAGUGGCUCUCCUCCUCACACUCUGCAGUAUUCCAAAAUGGCACACAGGAUAAACACAGGACUUUUGUUGGGUUAUAUAUUUUUUUUUCUAAUUUAUUUACCUGUAUUUCUUUUUUUUUUUUUUUCUUCCUCUUUAUUUUCUUUUUUUUUUCCUGAGUUUUCACAAUUAUAGUUGAAGGAUAUUUAAACUGUUCUCAGAAACCUGUUGAGAAACAGCUUUGUCAGAUUGACCAAUAGCUGCUUCGCUGGUAUAUUUUAGUUGGUAUAGAUACAAAAUAUAAAUAUAUAUAUCUAUAUAAAAAUAUUAUAUUGAUGUUUUUGUACAUAGUUGAUGUCUUCUUUCUGGUUAGAUAAAGCUUUUACAUGUUAGUCUCUUAUGUUUAUUUUUUUUCUAAUGCAGAAAAUCAUACUAAUUAGCUUUUUUGGACUCAUGAUCAACCAAUGGCACUUGAUCUUUUUACAAUGUGAUGCCUGGGAGGAGGUGUUUUUUGGUGUCUUCAGCUUAAAUAUCUGCCCAUCAUAUCAAGAUCAAUUAAAAUAGUGCUGUAAAUAAUGCAGCAAGGUGCA
Cololabis saira (Pacific saury) is the source of this 6303-nucleotide messenger RNA. RefSeq names its product insulin receptor-like. The transcript has 21 exons. The coding region runs from base 1019 to 5107 and encodes 1362 amino acids. The record is from RefSeq and is a predicted model, not a curated record. Gene Ontology annotation, biological process: multicellular organism development; cell surface receptor protein tyrosine kinase signaling pathway; positive regulation of kinase activity. Gene Ontology annotation, cellular component: membrane; axon; insulin receptor complex. NCBI's taxonomy places the organism in Eukaryota, Metazoa, Chordata, Actinopteri, Beloniformes, Belonidae. Gene Ontology annotation, molecular function: phosphatidylinositol 3-kinase binding; insulin receptor activity; ATP binding.